Messenger RNA from Puccinia triticina, 1218 nucleotides. RefSeq lists its product as uncharacterized. The transcript has a single exon. Lineage: Eukaryota; Fungi; Basidiomycota; Pucciniomycetes; Pucciniales; Pucciniaceae. The record is from RefSeq and is a predicted model, not a curated record. Bases 1 to 1218 code for a protein of 405 amino acids.
AUGACUGGGCCAGUAGUUUUUGGUUCGAGAAGCUUGAGUAAAACCACCAAUAGACUCAUUAUAAAAACCUUUAUAGCCCUCCUCUGCAACUCCGCCUACUUAAAUCUGCUUUCAGUCAUCCUGAACACCCCAAGCGGGGUGGUCGCCUCUUUUUCGAGUGGUUUCAAAGACUUUGAAUCACCUUCACUUACUGCUAACCCCAGUCUUUUGUACGAAGCUGGAGAAAGUAACCAUCUACUGCCUGAAGGACGAGGCAUCGGCGAUCCAUCAGGUUUAACUCACGAGCGACCCUUAUCUGAAGGACCAAGACUACAUGAUCCUUCAGAUAACAAUAUGGAAUCAGGGGCUACGAAUAGAAACACAGACGAAAAGGGUUUUCAAGGUGUGAAUGAAAGUAGCCUACUUCAACGGAUACGGCAUAAGGAUGAGGAAGUCAGCGCUCUCAAGAAGUUGUUUACUAAGCAUGGAGUUGCCUUGGUCAUCCGUUACAAGUAUGAGUCAGCUUCCGGAAAGAUACCAAAUCCGGAAACUAUAGCAAGCUUGAAAACAGCCGAACAGGAGUACCGACUAGAAAGAUGGUGGUCGGGCCUGUACAACUUCUUUCGAUCGAUCUUCAAAAGAGGACAAUGGAAAAAGGAUAACCUCUACCUCAACCUGAAGAAGCUCAGGACAGACAUGGACGCGAAAAAUAUCGAAUUCCCUGUAGGGGUCGAGAAGGCAAUCAACCGACUCUCAAUUCUGGAAUACAAGGGUUUUGACUUCUCGGCCGAGGAGGGUCGACUGAUCGAGAGGUUAUCCAAGCAAGCAAAAUCGGCUCAAGGAACAACAGCUGAUGAUUCUGCCAAGUUGUUCCAGCUCAAUGAGGCCGAUAAAAGACUGAUCAACGAAAUCGGUUGGAAAAAGGUGGCCGAAACGAAAGUGCGAGAGAUUGAGGGCUUGUUGAAGGUUUACAGACAGGCCAAGUUGCAGAAUCCAACUAACAACGAAAUCAGCAAAAUCGAGGCAUCGUUAGAGACUCUCGUGCCAAUCAUAACCCAUGAUGAUACUCAAUGGCAUCCCGAGUAUACAACCCUCCUCCAGACCUUCACGAAACUCAAAGACGACAGUGAAUUCCCAAGUGAUCUCGAACUUGACCAGAAAACCGUAGAUCUGAUUGUUACCUUGGGCGCCGAGAGGAAGCGCAUUCAGCGGUAUUCCCCAGCGAUUAUAAAGCACUAA